GUGGAGAACUUUACGAAAAGUAUUUGGUCUAGAAUUUUUAUUAUAUGGACUUAUUCUUGUAAUCGAAGAAUUAAUCGUUAGAAUGUGCCAGCCUUUACUCAUUGGAAAAUUAAUGUCGUACUACACUCCGAACCAAACUUCCAUUUCAAAAAAUGAAGCUUGUAUUUACGCGUCAUUCGUAGUUUUUGCUUCCUUUUUGUACGUAAUGAUAGGUCAUUCCUACGCGCUUGGCUUAUUCCACCUAGGGAUGAAAAUACGGGUAGCUGUUAGUUCUCUAGUCUAUAGAAAAUCUCUCAAAUUAAGUCAGAGCACUAUAGCUGACAAUACUGUAGGUCAUUUGCUCAAUUUGUUGGCAAACGAUGUCGGCAGAUUCGAGUACAACGUUGUAAACGUUCACUUUCUGUGGAUGGGGCCUCUGGAAACUCUAGUCGUUUGUGCACUGACCUACUGGAUGUUAGGAGCAACUGCUUUAAUAGGAAACCUCUUGGGAUUUAUUCCUGUACAAGUAUACUUAGCAAAAAGAGUGUCUCUCUAUAGAUUGCGGACGGCACUGAAGACAGAUCAAAGGGUAAAACUGAUGAAUGAAAUCAUAACAGGUGUAAAAGUUAUUAAAAUGUAUUCGUGGGAAAAACCUUUUGCUAAGUUAGUGGAACUGGCAAGAAAGUUAGAAGUAGACCAGAUAAAAAUUAGUUCGUACCUAAGUGGCUUUAAUAUAGCCUGCCGGAUAUUUUUAGGAAGAAUUGCAGUUUUCUUCUGUAUUCUAGUUUAUAUUUUAACUGGUGGUAACUUAGAACCUCAGCACGUCUACGUCUUGACUUCAUUCUACGAAAUUACACGUCUAGGAAGUGUAAUUUUCCUCCCAAUGGGUAUGAUGCAAAUGGGGGAAACUAUAACAUCUGUGAAGAGAAUAUUGGAAUUCUUGAAACAACCAGAAAUAACUAGUAUUAAAAAUUCCAAUCACGAAGGUAUCAAAAUGAAUUACGUAUGCGUCAAAUGGGACAAAUUCCCAAAGAACACUUUAACUAACAUAAACUUAGAUAUUAAGUCUAACCAACUAGUGACCUUGAUUGGAGCAGUUGGUAGUGGUAAAACCACCCUUCUGAAUGUAAUUUUACAAGAAAUUCCUUUACUGGAAGGAUCCGUUGAAACAGGAUGCACCAUUUCGUAUGCCUCUCAACAACCAUGGCUGUUUUCGGCAAGCAUUCGAGAUAAUAUUCUUUUCGGAGAAAAAUUUUAUGAAAGUAAAUAUGAUCAGGUCACUAAAGUUUGUUCUCUGGAGCACGAUUUUGCCCUUCUUCCUUUUGGCGAUCGAAGUCUUGUAGGAGAACGAGGAGUUAUGCUAAGCGGAGGACAAAAAUCCAGAAUUAAUUUGACCAGGGCUAUAUAUAAAGACGCUGAUUUAUACCUUUUAGAUGACUCUUUGUCAGCAGUUGAUGUGCAUGUAGGAAAACAAAUCUUUGAGAAUUGUAUUAGGAAUUAUUUAAAGAAUAAAACGACGAUCUUAAUUACUCACCAAAUACAGCAUUCAGACAAUACUGACAUUGUCUAUUUAGUUGAAAACGGGAAGAUAAUGUAA
This is a messenger RNA of Zophobas morio, 1576 nucleotides long. RefSeq names its product probable multidrug resistance-associated protein lethal(2)03659. The transcript is spliced from 4 exons. Gene Ontology annotation, biological process: transmembrane transport. Gene Ontology annotation, cellular component: membrane. The record is from RefSeq and is a predicted model, not a curated record. NCBI's taxonomy places the organism in Eukaryota, Metazoa, Arthropoda, Insecta, Coleoptera, Tenebrionidae. Gene Ontology annotation, molecular function: ATP hydrolysis activity; ATP binding; ABC-type transporter activity. The coding region runs from base 83 to 1576 and encodes 497 amino acids.